Coregonus sp. 'balchen' is the source of this 17220-nucleotide messenger RNA. The record is from the annotation of a GenBank genome assembly. NCBI's taxonomy places the organism in Eukaryota, Metazoa, Chordata, Actinopteri, Salmoniformes, Salmonidae.
AUGGAGAUUGGGAAGAGAGAGGGAGCAGAGACAGCCGGGGUAGAUGGAUUGCUAAUAUAGGGUAAGCAUAUGUGUGAGUUAAAAAGUAAGGCUCUACUAAGGGCAAUUGAAGAAAAUAAUGUCCAAAAGUAAUUCACUUUGAGUAUAUUACUCUGUCACACUUUGCAAUUUGCAUCAGAUCGAACCAAAUCUAAUCAUAUGAAGUUGAAAUCAAUUACCGUUGGCUUGACUGGCAAAGACCAUAAAAUAUUUGCCAAAUGAGAUGCCUAUAAGAAGGUUUAUCUUUACAAAUGUGGAUUUCUGGAGGCUCGUCCGGGAUCAAUCCUGAUCGAGGCACUGAGGCACAGAUGUAGCGCACACAUUUUAUUACCCAAGAGCCUAGUCAGGUCAAUUGGAGAUCGUGCUCAGCAGCCACUCACGGUUUUAUACAUUUUCAAUAUCUUCCUCUCUUUUCAGGUAUCACUGUGCUGCUCUCUCUCACAGUCUUCAUGUUGUUGGUGGCAGAGAUCAUGCCAGCCACUUCAGAUUCCAUCCCUCUCAUAGGUGUGUGUUCUCAUAAAGUUUUUUGUUUUGGUUCUGUACUCCAGCACUUUGGAUUUGAAAUGAUACAAUGACUAUCAUUCAAAGUGCAGGGUAUUUUCAUCCAUAUCGGGUGCACCGUUUAGAAAUUACAGCACUUUUUGUGCAUAGUGCAUAAUUAACUUAUAUACAGUACCAGUCAAAAGUUUGGACACAGCUACUCAUUCAAGGGUUUUUCUUUAUUUUUACUAUUUUCUACAUUGUACAAUAAUAGUGAAGACAUCAAAACUAUGAAAUAACACAUGGAAUCAUGUAGUAACCCAAAGAAAGUGUUAAACAAAUAUAUUUUAUAUUUGAGAUUCUUCAAAUAGCCACCCUUUGCCUUGAUGACAGCUUUUCACACUGUUGGCAUUCUCUCAACCAGCUUCACCUGGAAUGCUUUUCCAACAGUUUUGAAGGAGUUCCCACAUAUGGUGAGCACUUGUUGGCUGCUUUUCCUUCACUCUGCGGUCCGACUCAUCCCAAACCAUCUCAAUUGGGUUGAGGUCGGGGGAUUGUGGAGGCCAGGUCAUCUGAUGCAGCACUCCAUCACUCUCCUUCUUGGUAAAAUAGCCCUUACAAAGCCUGGAGGUGUGUUGGGUCAUUGUCCUGUUAAAAAACAAAUGAUAGUCCCACUAAGCCCAAACCAGAUGGGAUGGCGUAUCACUGCAGAAUGCUGUGGUAGCCAUGCUGGUUAAGUGUGCCUUGAAUUCUAAAUAAAUCACAGACAGUGUCACCAGCAAAGCACCCCCACACCAUCACACCUCCUCCUCCAUGCUUUACGGUGGGAACUACACAUGCAGAGAUAAUCCAUUCACCCACACCGCGUCUCACAAAGACACGGCGGUUGGAACCAAAAAUCUCCAAUUUGGACUCCAGACCAAAGGAGACAUUUCCACCGGUCUAAUGCCCAUUGCUCGUGUUUCUUGGCCCAAGCAGGUCUCUUCUUCUUAUUGGUGUCCUUUAGUAGUGGUUUCUUUGCAGGAAUUUGACCAUGAAGGCCUGAUUCACACAGUCCCCUCUGAACAGUUGAUGUUGAGAUGUGUCUGUGACUUGAACUCUGUGAAGCAUUUAUUUGUCCUGCAAUUUCUGAGGCUGGUAACUCUAAUGAACUUAUCCUCUGCAGCAGAGGUAACUCUCGGUCUUCCAUUCCUGUGGCGGUUCUCAUGAGAGCCAGUUUCAUCAUAGCACUUGAUGGUUUUUGAGACUGCACUUGAAGAAACCUUCAAAGUUCUUGAAAUGUUCUGUAUUGACUGAACUUCAUGUCUUAAAGUAAUGAUUUGCUUAUUUGAGCUGUUCUUGCCAUAAUAUGGACUUGGUCUUUUACCAAAUAGGGCUAUCUUCUGUAUAACCCCUAUCUUAUCACAAUACAACUGAUUGGCUCAAACGCAUUAAGAAGGAAAGAAAUUCCACAAAUUAACUUUUAAGAAGGCACACCUGUUAAUUGAAAUGCAUUCCAGGUGACUACCUCAAGAAGCUGGUUGAGAGAAUGCAAAGAGCGUGCAAAGCUGUCAUCAAAGCAAAGGGUGGCUACUUUGAAGAAUCUCAAAUAUAAAAUAUAUUUUGAUUUGUUUAACACUUUUUUGGUUACUACAUGAUUCCAUAUGUGUUAUUUCAUAGUUUUCAUGUCUUCACUAUUAUUCUACAAUGUAAAAAAUAGUAAAAAUAAAGAAAAAUCCUUGAAUUAGUAGGUGUGUCCAAACUUUUGACUGGUAGUGUAUAUAUUAAAGUAGAAAAAAAGUUAAGUAUUUGGUCCCAUAUUCAUAGCACGCAAUGACUACAUCAAGUUUGUGACUACAAAUUUGUUGGAUGCAUUUGCGGUUUGAUUAGAUAAUCGUGAAUGAAUCGUGAAUAAUGAUGAGUGAGAACGUUAGAGACGCACAAAUAUCUUACCCCCAAGACAUGCUAACCUCUCACCAUUACAAUAACAUGGGAGGUUAGCAUUUUUGGGGGGUAUGAUAUUUUUGCAUCUGUAAUUUUCUCACUCAUCAUUAUUCACGAUUCAUUGAGGAAUAUCCGUAAUCAUGGUAGCAUCCACAUUAAUGUAGAAGUAAAUCCAAAGUGCUGGAGUAUAGAACCAAAACAACGUGUCACUGUCGCAAUACUUUUGGAGCUCACUGUAUGUGUGUUAGAGUGUAGCGUGUGUGUGUGUGUGUGCGUGCUUGAAAUAAUUGUCCCAAAUGUUGGUCAGGCCCUGGUAAUCUAACCAUCUGUUUGUCCUUAAAUGUAAUUGACUAAAUUAUGUAUGGUGAGCUCACUGCAGCCAGACAGAUGAGUUGCCCACCUUUGACAACUAAAACACAAAUCCAGUCCAUUAAAGCCCAAGAAAAAUGCCAAGUCAUGAUCAGCAAGAAAACCACUGUUAGCAUUAUUGUUAUUACAAAUGGCGUCCUCUCUCUAAUCUAAUUGUUUUCUCUCUUUCCUGCCCCCCUUUCAGGACAGUACUUUGCCAGUACUAUGAUAAUUGUUGGGAUGUCAGUCAUAGCUACAACGGUGGUGCUGCAGUAUCAUCACCACGACCCAAAUGGAGGACAGAUGCCCAAAUGGGUAAGGCCAGAGCUCAUGCUGCCCAAAGACAGAUACAUUUGACAUUUUAGUCAUUUAGCAGGCGCUCUUAUCCAAAACAACUUACAGGAGCAAUUAGGGUUAAGUUUCUUACUCAAGGGCACAAACAGAUUUUUCACCUAGGAGGCUCAUGUAUUCAAACCAGCGACCUUUCGGUUACUGGCCCAAUGCUCUUAACCGCUAGCCUACUUGCCGCCAGUCAUUACUAACUAUUAGCAUUUCCCAUAGGAAAACCCGUCACGCUUACCCCCAUGUGCUCACCCACCAACACCUCCGUGGCUGGUCUCCUGGUAUACCACAAUGCAACAGUUUUUCCCAUUAUGGCUAAUGCUAACAAGCUAACUCUCUUGGUUUACCAUCAUCCUUUGGUAUAGCCAUUUCCUCUUUGCUGCAACUGGCCAAACACUUGUGGGUUGUUCUUGAACUGCAGUGGCAUUUGGACAUGGCAUUUGGGAAUAAUUUCUCUCUAUUUUUUUAUUUAAUUUAAAAUGUAUUUGGGUGCAUCUUCCCAUUCUAAAUAAACUAAUAUGGUAGCUUAAUUACUUUAAAUAAUUUGUAUCAUUAUGAUAACAUGUGACGGUAACACCAAUGACAAAUUUGAGGUAAUUGAGAAUUUUCUUUAAAAAUGAUUUACUAAAGUGAUAUGAUUAAUAAUUUUGCUCACAAUUUUGCUUUAUUUAAUUUGAGUAACACCAAUGACACAUUGUAUUUAGACCCACCAAAUUAUCAAUGGAGUCCUCAAAUUUAGCUCAUAAUGAUUAGCUAAUAAUUUUCUUUAAUAUAGACCCUUCCCCAAAUUACAGUUUGCCACUAAAGGGAACCCUCAAGGUCCUUGUAUCUCUUUGUAAUGAGUGAUUUUCAAGCUGGAAAAAUCAUUGACAUUAAACUUUUAAACACCUAAAAACUUUUGUUUACUUUCUAGCAUUCUAAAUAAUCAAUAGAUCUCUCUAAAUCUCAAAAACAUGUCACUACAACUCUACUCAUCACUACUGGGACAAGCCAAUUUGCAUUAAACAAUUUGCUUCAAACAUUCAUUAACAUAAUUUUUUAUGCAGUAUGUUUUGCAGUAUAAAGGACUUGCAUUGUUUUAUUGUUGAUAAACAGUUCAAUAAACAAAAACAUGUAUGAUGUGUAACUAUUUGUCAAAAAAACGAAGUGUGUUUUUUUAUCGUUGCAAAGGCGAGGAAUGCCAAUGCCACCCAGUAGUGGUGUGUGGACAAAAUCACGGAGGAAGAAAAGCCAGGAAAAAAAGCCAUACGUGUUGUCAUAAUUGCAUUGUUUGCUCUAUAACCUGUUAGUUCAUUUCCCUUGCCAACGUGAUAUAUAGGUCUAAGGCCGAGACAAUAAGAAGUAAAUAAAUUAAUUAAACCACAACUUUGUUUCAUCACAAAACCAGAGAGCAUAGUCAAGAAAGUUAAUGUUUCCGACAUUUUCGGACUACUAAACAACUAUUGAUUUAGAACCACGGAGAGUUACCGCAAGUCGCAAAGAAAACAUGAGCUGCCUCCACUAUUCCAGCACCAUUUCUACUUUAAUAUUUAAACAUAAUCAAAAUCACCUAUGCUAAGUCUAACACAGUGACAACUAAGAUACCAAAAACAAGAGCAGGAUGCAAUUAAUACUUGCUACCGUGCUACCUUUGACACCUUAAUUGCUACCCUCUUUAUCUGCCUUUCACUUCAACUGUCCUAGGUUAAUCUUUCAACGUCUCUUUCUAUAAUUUUCUCCAUAUUUUUAUCCUCCAAUCUCUUUCAUUUUGACAUAUUAUGCCUUUCAUUUUCACAUCCCUCUGCAUUUGUCCUUCUGAACCACUUACACUAACAAUCACUAUAAACACAGACAUCUCCUCACUCCUUCGCAGUCUGUUCUCAUCAACUGUACCAUACCUCUCUGUUGGACCAAAAAAUACAUUGGGUCUGUAGGCUUGUGUUUGACUUACUCAGUUUCUAGCCUUACAGUGAGGGAACAAAGUAUUUGAUCCCCUGCUGAUUUUGUACGUUUGCCCACUGACAAAGAAAUGAUCAGUCUAUAAUUUUAAUGGUAUGUUUAUUUGAACAGUGAGAGACAGAAUAACAACAAAAAAAUCCAGAAAAACGCAUGUCAAAAAUGUUAUAAAUUGAUUUGCAUUUAAUGAGGGAAAUAAGUAUUUGACCCCCUCUCAAUCAGAAUGAUUUCUGGAUCCCAGGUGUCUUUUAUACAGCUAACAAGCUGAGAUUAGGAGCACACUCUUAAAGGGAGUGCUCCUAAUCUGUUUGUUAACUGUAUAAAAGACACCUGUCCACAGAAGCAAUCAAUCAAUCAGAUUCCAAACUCUCCACCAUGGCCAAGACCAAAGAGCUCUCCAAGGAUGUCAGGGACAAGAUUGUAGACCUACACAAGGCUGGAAUGGGCUACAAGACCAUCGCCAAGCAGCUUGGUGAGAAGGUGACAACAGUUGGUGCGAUUAUUCGCAAAUGGAAGAAACACAAAAGAACUGUCAAUCUCCCUCGGCCUGGGGCUCCAUGCAAGAUCUCACCUCGUGGAGUUGCAAUGAUCAUGAGAACGGUGAGGAAUCAGCCCAGAACUACACGGGAGGAUCUUGUCAAUGAUCUCAAGGCAGCUGGGACCAUAGUCACCAAGAAAACAAUUGGUAACACACUACGCCGUGAAGGACUGAAAUCCUGCAGCGCCCGCAAGGUCCCCCUGCUCAAGAAAGCACAUAUACAGGCCGUCUGAAGUUUGCCAAUGAACAUCUGAAUGAUUCAGAGGAGAACUGGGUGAAAGUGUUGUGGUCAGAUGAGACCAAAAUGGAGCUCUUUGGCAUCAACUCAACUUGCCGUGUUUGGAGGAGGAGGAAUGCUGCCUAUGACCCCAAGAACACCAUCCCCACCGUCAAACAUGGAGGUGGAAACAUUAUGCUUUGGGGGUGUUUUUCUGCUAAGGGGACAGGACAACUUCACCGCAUCAAAGGGACGAUGGACAGGGCCAUGUACUGUCAAAUCUUGGGUGAGAACCUCCUUCCCUAAGCCAGGGCAUUGAAAAUGGGUCGUGGAUGGGUAUUCCAGCAUGACAAUGACCCAAAACACACGGCCAAGGCAACAAAGGAGUGGCUCAAGAAGAAGCACAUUAAGGUCCUGGAGUGGCCUAGCCAAUCUCCAGACCUUAAUCCCAUAGAAAAUCUGUGGAGGGAGCUGAAGGUUUUGUUGCCAAACGUCAGCCUCAAAACCUUAAUGAUUGGAGAAGAUCUGCAAAGAGGAGUGGGACAGAAUUCCUCCUGAGAUGUGUGCAAACCUGGUGGCCAACUACAAGAAACGUCUGACCUCUGUGAUUGCCAACAAGAGUUUUGCCACCAAGUACUAAGUCAUGGUUUGCAGAGGGGUCAAAUACUUAUUUCCCUCAUUAAAAUGCAAAUCAAUUUAACAUUUUUGACAUGCGUUUUUCUGGAUUUUGUUGUUGUUAUUCUGUCUCUCACUGUUCAAAUAAACCUACCAUAAAAAAUUGUAGACUGAUCAUUUCUUUGUCAGUGGGCAAAUGUACAAAAUCAGCAGGGGAUCAAAUACUUUCUUCCCUCACUGUAUCUCAGUCUCUCAACUUGUGUAAUACCUUGAAGCUUUUACAAAUGCACAUCUCAGCUUCCCCUGUUUGGCGGUACGGCAUUUACAGAUUUAUUGAUAUCAUCAACUCAGAGAAUGGGUUUUGGUGAAUGAGAGUGGAUGGGUUGCAGAUUGGUUCAAUCCGACUGAAGUCUUCCCACUGAUAAAUGGCCCACUUUGGGUAGUCAGCUGGCCAAUUGGCAACGUAAAUGAUUGGGGUUCAGAGAAGGGCAUCGAACCGGCACCGUUCACAACAUCAGACUAUUACCUGGCUCAUGAACAUGCUCAGGGGAGACUAAUUAAGGGCUCAUCUGGACAGUAGAUGCUCAUUUGGACAAGGGCACCCUAUUCCCUAUAAAGUGCACUUAUUUUGACCAGAGGUCUUUGGGUCAAAAGUAGUGCACUAUAAAAAGAACAAGGUCCAAUUUGGGAUGCAUCCCUGGACACUGUUGGUCUAAUAUGCUCUUUCUAGGGGUGUAGAACACUCGUCCUCCCCCUCUCCCAAUCCAUGCUAAAGAAACAAAUACCUAUUAUUUCAGACAAAAAACACGAUAUGUUACCUGUAAAGAGAAUAAGGCAAUGUUUAUAUGAAAGCCAUUUCAAACAGUCCUUUAUUUACCACUUUCUUGCACGUAUACCCCGUUUUAUACAUCCCAGUGCGUAGCCUGCACCUGUGAGGGGUGGGAAUAGGGGUUGCCCAUCUGGCCAUACUUGUAAUCGUAUCCGUAAUUGACAGUUUAUAGUCGGAUCGAAUUAUACUAAUAAAUCAGAAAAACGUGUUUUAAAAUGCUUAAAUAGGCUUAUCCUCUCCCUGCACAUUUAUAAUCAGUGGCCAGUUUAUUAGUGUAAGAAAGCCUGUCCCUUUAAGAACUCAGUGAUGACGUCACAGCUAUCACAAGCUGGCAGAGUGUUUAGUUCAUUCCUAAGUGCAGCUCGCCACCUACUGCUGUGAACACAAAUCUCUGUUUUGGACAUUAUUUCCUUUCUGACCAAUUUAUAUAUCACUGUGCGUGAAUAUCAGAACUGUAAGCAAUGUAUUUGUUUUCCCCCUGUUUUACUGAUGAAGUUGUCAAUAGUUUAAGAAUAUUUUCCUCAUUGUUACAGCAUUAUGUAUCUUGUUUUUUUUGCUAUCUAACAUUGUUAGCUACAUUUUCAUCUGUCAUUGUUAGCUGGUUAGUCUGAUGUUGCUAGAUACUUGUAUUUUCAUUUCAGUCAUUGGAUUAUUAUAACAGAUGAGAGCUGUAUAUCUUGUUUUGUUAUUGCUAAAUGAACAUGUGCCUUAUCUUAGUAUUGAGGCCAUUGUUUAUUAUUAUUUCCAGACCACAUCUUGUAUGGAUAAAUGGACAGUUAAUUAAUUGGAUAAUCACAGCUGAGUGACAUAGCACAGAAAUUAUCCCUCACCGUCUCUAAUAGUAGUACAAUCUCCAUAACUUCACCUACUCAAUUAGUGUAUAAAUUCCAGAGGCAUCACCCUCUAAUUCAUGGUCCUUCAGAGUCGGAUUGAGUAAACCACCCGAAGAUAUGGAUCCAACACAUACGGAUGCACCUGACCCAUCCGUGCGGGCCCGUUCACAGAGAGAAAGACAUCCCCCAGCUCACCUGGGUGAUUAUGCUGUUGAAUAUCUCCCUCGCCAGGAACAACGCUUAUCCACAACUCAGGCACCCCCCUUAUUAGGAUGAAGGAGUAGUGGAGCGGACAUCCGAUCAGAGAGGAGUGCUACCAGCUCCAAGACACAGUGCCCACGCAUCGGUGAGCCGCUUCCCAGACCUAUCCGACCUCCAAGCAGCUAUGUUGGAGGAAACAAUGAAGCUCAUGGAGUUUAAUGACCUACAACGUCAGUAAGAGCAAGAUCGCAACGUCGACGUAGACUGUCGACGCAUAGCAGCCGAAGCCAGAGAAGCUCAGCGACAACAGGAAGAAGCUCAGCGUUGACAGGAGCUAGAGCUGGCCAAGCUUGUUACAUCUUUUCAUCAAGAAAAUGAUGGAGUUGAUGUAGUCAGAACCCAGAUGACUCAGUAAGAGCAGGGGAGCCCCUCAUGAGCACCGUCUGAUGAAUAAUGUGACAGCUUUGUGUCUGUUCCACUGACACAACCACGACAUGCCAACCUAGGAGAAAGAAGCAGAGCCUAUGAAGACUCACAUCUUCUCCCUGCCUACCCGAGACACUCUUCACCAGCUCCCAUGGUUCCGCACCCUGCUCCAGCUCCCGUGGUUCCGCACCCUGCUCCAGCUCCCGUGGUUCCGCACCCAGCUCCAGCUCCCGUGGUUCCGUACCCCGGACCAGCACCUGCGGCUCCGUACCCCGGACCAGUACCUGCGGCUCCGUACCCCGGACCAGCACCUGCGGCUCCAUACCCUAGACCAGGAUUCACACCACACCCUGUUCCAGGUGAACCCUACUUACCUGCGGGACAAAGCAUGCCUUAUCCAGCUCCAGCAGCACCAGGCUUUCAUGCAGGUUUAGGUGUGCCCUAUCCCAAUCCAGCAGCACCAUAUCCUGCCCCGGGACAGAUGGCACCCUACCCACCUGGCACGGAUCAGCUGAUUGCCUCAUUAUACGGCAUGCCGAAGCCGUCAUUUCCCUACUUUGAGAGCGGUAGAGAGAGUGACUUUGCCCUUCUCAAGAUGUCCCUAGAUGACCUGAUGAGCAGUCACAGACACCUAAACGAGCGGUAUACAGUGAUGGAAAAAAGUAUUUGAUCCCCUGCUGAUUUUGUACGUUUGCCCACUGACAAAGAAAUGAUCAGUCUAUAAUUUUAAUGGUAGGUUUAUUUGAACAGUGAGAGACAGAAUAACAACAUAAAAAUCCAGAAAAACACAUGUCAAAAAUGUUAUAAAUUGAUUUGCAUUUUAAUGAGGGAAAUAAGUAUUUGACCCCUCUGCAAAACAUGACUUAGUACUUGGUGGCAAAACCCUUGUUGGCAAUCACAGAGGUCAGAUGUUUUUUGUAGUUGGCCACCAGGUUUGCACACAUCUCAGGAGGGAUUUUGUCCCACUCCUCUUUGCAGAUCUUCUCCAAGUCAUUAAGGUUUCGAGGCUGACGUUUGGCAACUCGAACCUUCAGCUCCCUCCACAGAUUUUCUAUGGGAUUAAGGUCUGGAGACUGGCUAGGCCACUCCAGGACCUUAAUGUGCUUCUUCUUCAGCCACUCCUUUGUUGCUUUGUCCGUGUGUUUUGGGUCAUUGUCAUGCUGGAAUACGCAUCCACGACCCAUUUUCAAUGCCCUGGCUGAGGGAAGGAGGUUCUCACCCAAGAUUUGACAGUACAUGGCCCUGUCCAUCGUCCCUUUGAUGCGGUGAAGUUAGCAGAAAAACACCCCCAAAGCCUAAUGUUUCCACCUCCAUGUUUGACGGUGGGGAUGGUGUUCUUGGGGUCAUAGGCAGCAUUCCUCCUCCUCCAAACACGGCGAGUUGAGUUGAUGCCAAAGAGCUCCAUUUUGGUCUCAUCUGACCACAACAAUUUCACCCAGUUCUACUCUGAAUCAUUCAGAUGUUCAUUGGCAAACUUCAGACGGGCAUGUAUAUGUGCUUUCUUGAGCAGGGGGACCUUGCAGGCUCUGCAGGAUUUCAGUCCUUCACGGCGUAGUGUGUUACCAAUUGUUUUCUUGGUGACUAUGGUCCCAGCUGCCUUGAGAUCAUUGACAAGUUCAUCCCGUGUAGUUCUGGGCUUAUUCCUCACCGUUCUCAUGAUCAUUGCAACUCCACGAGGUGAGAUCUUGCAUGGAGCCCCAGGCCGAGGGAGAUUGACAGUUUCUUCCAUUUGCGAAUAAUUGCACCAACUGUUGUCACCUUCUCACCAAGCUGCUUGGCGAUGGUCUUGUAGCCCAUUCCAGCCUUGUGUAGGUCUACAAUCUUGUCCCUGACAUCCUUGGAGAGCUCUUUGGUCUUGGCCAUGGUGGAGAGUUUGGAAUCUGAUUGAUUGAUUGCUUCUGUGGACAUGUGUCUUUUAUACAGGUAACAAGCUGAGAUUAGGAGCACUCCCUUUAAGAGUGUGCUCCUAAUCUCAACUUGUUACCUGUAUAAAAGACACCUGGGAGCCAGAAAUCUUUCUGAUUGAGAGGGGGUCAAAUACUUAUUUCCCUCAUUAAAAUGCAAAUCAAUUUAUAACAUUUUUUACAUGUGUUUUUCUGGAUUUUUGUUGUUGUUAUUCUGUCUCUCACUGUUCAAAUAAACCUAGCAUUAAAAUUAUAGACUGAUCAUUUCUUUGUCAGUGGGCAAACGUACAAAAUCAGCAGGGGAUCAAAUACUUUUUUCCCUCACUGUAAGUAUCAAGUUCUUCUGGCCGACCUGAAACUACAGAGUGCAGUCCAGCUCGCUAAGGCCUACAUGCACAACCUGAGACCUUACACUGCUGCCUUAUAAGCCCUGCAGGACAAGUACGGUCAGCCCUGCCAACUCGUCCAGUGUGAGCUAGCCACCAUUUUAAACUCCCCUGCCGUCAGGUUCGGAGAUGCAGAAGUCUUCGACACCUUUGGCCUGUCUAUCCACUCACUGGUAGGCAUGCUCAGGACCCUUAAGGGGCAGAACGACUAUGAGCUCAGAUGUGGAUCCCAUGUCGACCGGCUCUGGAGCAAGAUGCCACAGAGCUACCGGGAUGAAUUUGUCGAGUACUGCUUCGAUCGCGGCAUCCUCAGGACUGGCACGGACCAGACGCACACCCUACAUGACUUGGCAGCCUGGUUGCAGAAGAAGUCCCAGGCUAAGCGCAUAUCAAGCAGAGCCGCAGCACUCUAUCAAUGUGAUAUGCCUAAGUCAUUCAAGAAAGACCACUGUGCCUUCAUAAGACAGAAGGGGAAAUCUGCUUCAAUCCUCUUCAACGAAGAUCCAAACCCCAAGGAGCCUGCUCAAUCCAAGGAGAAAUCCAAACCCAAGCCAUACUGUCCCCACUGUGACAAUAAAGAACACUUUCUCAACUCGUGAAGAGUUCAAGAAGCUGAACACAGGACAGAUCGUCAAGUGGAUAAAGGAUGGAAAAAGUUGUUGGAAGUGCGGACAAUCCCACAAAGCUGAUGCUUGCACCCUCAGACAACCUUGCAUGACAUGUAAAGAGCAGCACCUAACAAUCCUUCAUGACGACAUACAGGAAAACGAGAAAAGUGUGCUCAUGGUGAGUGUCCUUACGACCAAGGUGUACCUGGACAGACCCAACCAAUAGGCGAAAGUAAUGCUGAAGGUCGUGAAGGUCUUACUUCAGAAUGGAGACCGAGCCCUGGAAACAUACGCCGUGCUCGACAAUGGCUCGUAGCGUAGCAUCGUCCUGCCGCAGGCUGUUCAACAACUAAACCUCACUUCUGAACCUGAGACCCUCACCUUCAGGACAGUUCGUCAAGACGUUGUGCAACUGCAAGGUGCCUCAGUUACCUUUGAUGUGUCCCACCUGCUCAAACCUUUCAAGAAGUAUCGGAUAUGUCAGGCAUUCACCGCAGACAACCUAGGCCUUUCCGAACACUCCUUCCCAGUAGCAGCUCUCCAAAAGCGAUACGACCACCUCCGUAAGCUGCCUAAGGACCAAGCUCAACCUCUGCUGCUGAAUGGUUUAGACAUGCCUCACCUCCUGAUACCCAUACAGCCAGUCUGUACAGGCCCGUCUGGUGGACCCUUUACUGUCCACACCGAACUCAGCUGGUCCCUGCAAGCUUUGUCCACACAGAACCAGCUGAACAACAGUGCCUGCUCACCACUAUCGUUUCGCCAUACACCGAGCUCUUCAGAAACGAGGAGCGACUUUGGCAGAUCGAUACCCUUCCCUAUGUGAGUGAGAAGCUGGCGACUCGCUAGAAAUAAGACCAGCAAGCCAUGACACUACUCCAGACGUCCACCACUAGGAUAGAAGUUGAUGGCGUUCAGUGCUAUGCUUCACCCCUGCUUCGUCGAGUCAAUGAUGAAACUCUCCAUGCUUCAAAGGAAGCUGUACUGCCAAGCUUCCGUAGCAUGGACCAAAGACUUGCCAAAGACCAAAAACACGCCGAGGUGUACUGCCAGGAGCUCGAGAAGCUGCAGACUGCAGGCUACGUGUCACUGGUGCCACCCAAGGUAGCUGAACAACCUACUGGUUUACUCCUGGUCCUGGUUUAAAUCCCACCAUAUUGUGCAUCACAAUGGAAAGGAUAGGAUUGUGUUUAACUGUUCGUUCCAGCAUAAAGAACAGUCUCUCAAUGACCUUCUCCUCCCUGGACCAACAUUGGGACCAUCCCUGCUUGGUGUGCUCCUCAGAUUCCGUCAACAUGCCGUAGCUGUGAGUGGUGGCAAAGGUAUGUUUAAUCAGAUCUGUCUCUUACCAGCUGACAAACCGGUGCUACGCUUCAUCUGUUAGAACAUGCAUAGAACUGAAGAACCGAGCAUCUAUGAGUGGCAGGUCUUUCCAUUCGGCACAAUUUGUAGUCCUAUUGUGCCAUCUACGCUCUGCAACACGUUCAGGACAAUGUAGGAGCCAACCAAGACCUUGUGAAGUCAGUUGAGGAGUCAUUCUAUGUGGACAACUGCCUUCGAAGCAUCCCGUCUGCCGAUGAAGCAAGAGACCUUGUUAACGGACUUCGGCAGUUGCUCCAGACUGGAGGCUUUGAGAUAUGCCAGUGGUCAAGCAAUGUACCAGUUGUCAUCGCGCACCUAUCGUCCGAGGCCAGAUCUGAAAGCAGCGAACUGUGGCUUUCCCAAAGUAGCACGGAUCUCCAGGAACCAACCCUGGGGCUACGCCAGAAAUGCCUCAGAGACUCCUUGGGAUACAAGCACCGCACUGUGGAGUAUUCCAAACUUACAAUGAGGAAUAUCUACAGCGUGCACGUCUGUCACAACCUGAACCAAGGUACUCGUCCAGGACAUGUGGAAAGAAGGGAUAGGUUGGGACGACCCCAUUCAGCCUCAGAGCCUGCUGGACAGAUGGCUUGUCUGGGAACAAGAAAUUCCUGAACUUGUCCAGAUGUAACUCCCCAGAACUUAUGCACCUCCACAUAUUCUGUGAUGCAUCAGAGAGAGCAUAUGGCUCUGUUGACUACAUUCAGACUGUGGAUGACCAGGUCUCGUUCUGGCCAGGUCUUGCGUUGCGCCAAAGUAGCAGCUGUUGAUGCAACGCUUGGAGCUGAGUGCUGCAUUCACUGGGGCUCAGCUGGCCAGUGUCCUCCAAGCAAAACUCACCCUACCCAUCGGACAAGUCAUCCCCUGGUCCGAUUCCACCACAGUCCUUCAUUGGCUCAAGUCAGAAUCUUGUAGAUACAAGGAUUUCGUAGGAACAUAUGUUGCAGAGAUUCAGAACCUUACGGAUAUAGCCAAUUGGAGGUAUCUGGAUACCACGAACAACCCAGCGGAUGACAUCACUCGGUGCAAGACCUUGAAAGAGCUGGCCCAACCGCAUCGAUGGCACCAAGGCCCUGAGUUCCUCCAACACUCAGAAGAUCAGUGGCCUUCAUUGCCUUCUGCUGGCCCUGAGCCAAACUGAAGAAAUCAACCUUAUGCGGACAUGUCUGUCAGUUCCAGUCCUCAGCUCUCAGAUAUCAGCAAGUUUGAUACAUGAAAGACCUCAUGAAUGCAACAACUAGAUCCCUACACGGAGCGGCCGAUCCACUCUCCAGUUCACCUAGCGAAGUAGCAGACUACAUAGCCACAGAGAACGUCCUCCUGAAGCAAGCUCAGAUGGAAUCAUUUCCUGAAGAGGUCAAGGCCUUCAUGUCAAACCGGUCUAAACCUUCUAACAGUUGUCUGGGUCCCUUGUCUCCUGAGUACGAUAAGGAUUCAGGACUCCUUAGAGUUGGUGGUAGACUGUGCAGAGCAAAGCACCUGGAGAUGGAUGCUAUGCACCCCACCGUCUUGAUCUGCAUCUGCUGACCAAGCUACUCAUUCAAGAUUUCAACGGGACUCUCCUCCAUCCCGGCCCAGAGGGGGUUCUGGCAGAACUGCGUCGUAGAUACUGGAUUCUGCGGGAAAGGGAGGCCAUCCGGAAGUUUCAGCACACCUGUUUGCAAUGCCAAAGAUGGUGCGCCAAACCUGAAGUUCCUAAGAUGGUAGACCUACCUCCUGCUUGUCUGCGACUGUACAAGCCACCCUUCUACUGUACCGGAGUGGAUUGUUUCGGACCAUUCAACAUAAAAAUCUGCCAUCAGCAUGACGCAAGAGGAACCGGGAUGCGUUGGACCAGGUUAUGUUUUUCCACUCCUCAAUUGUCCAGUGUUGGUGAUCAUGUGCCCACUGGAGCUAAAAACAAACUUCUUGUUUUUAGCUGAUAGGAGUGGAACCCGGUGUGGACAAGUUGUGCGUUCCGAGAUGCCGUUCUACACACCACUGAUUCUUGCUAUUCUCCUUCGACCUCUCAUCAACAAGCUGUUUUUGCCCACAGGACUGCCGCUGACGAUGUUUUUUGUUUGUCGCACCAUUCUCGGUAAAACCUAGAAACUGUCGUAUGUGAAAAGCCCAGGAGGCCGGCUGUUUCUGAGAUACUGGAACCGAAGCACCUGGACCGACGAUCAUACCACGCUUAAAGUCGCUUAGGUUACUAAUUCUAACGUUCAAUCGAACAGUAACUGAAUGCCUCGAUGCCUGUUUUAUAUAGCAAGCCACAGCCAUGUGACUCACUGUCUGUAGGAGCGAACCAUUUUCGUGAUAAACUGGCCACUGAGUGUAUAUAAACCAAGGAAGCGACGCAGACCAGAAGCAGCGGAAUUGUGUCUGUUCUCAAAACUUGCAGCGGGCAGAUGAUCUGCUGUCACUCAUUCAGAACGCAGAUCGGCAUUUCAUAUUUCUUUCCUAGCCUCUUUCCACUUGUUAGAUAUUAUGCACAUUGAUAGCUUGCUAGAAAACGUCUUCGCCAACUGAUGUAUAAUAGAAGCAGCAGACAGUAGCAAUUGGAGCAAAACAUGCAAGGAGAAAUUACUGGUGAAAUCAUCAAGCAAUAAAGAGCAAGUGAACGGAGAGAAUGCCAAAGUAUUACUGUGAAGCUUUGUGAUUGGUUCACCCAGGUGAGCGUCGUCCCAAAGCCGGGACUUUUUGAAUGGCUCGGUUUUCACAGAGCCGUAGGCAGAAUUUAAGAAAAUACCGCAACGAUGACUAAUUCUCGAGGGAUUUAAAAUACCACGUUUUUUACCCCUGUGACGAAGACGCUGUGAGUCGAGAAGCAGGUGCAGGUGAAACGUUUAAUAAAACAACAAACAUGGGACGAGACAACAUAGACACUACUGCUAUGCAUAACCACAGGAACAAUACUGACUGGGGAAAGAACCUAAGGGAGUGCCAGAUAUAGGGGAGGUAAUAAAAGGCGGUAAUGGAGUCCAGGUGUGCCUCAUGAUGACGUGCAGGUGCGCGUAAUGAUUGAUGCCAGGUGUGUGUAAUGAUGGAUCCCAGGACCGGUGGUUAGUAUACCGGCUAGGUCGAACGCCGGAGGGGAGGAACGGGUAUAGACGUGACAACCCCCUAACCCUUUCAGAUAUAAAGAAAAGACGGUAUAAAGAAGACGGUAUGGUAAAGACUGGUUUUUGUCUAGAUUUAAAAAGGGAUAAAAGAUACGUAAGGGGGAGACAGAUGCCUGUGUCUAACUUUCAUUCCGUGGUUAGAAUUUAAAUGAAUCUUUAUAUCCCCCAAAAGGUCAUUGUAAAAUUCCUCCCUUAGGCAAUUUUUUCAUUCUUAUGCUCAUGAAAGUAGUGUUGAAUACAAAAGGUCAAGUUGAAUAUACCAGCAUCCGCACACACCACCCACUGUGUUAAGCUUUUACCGGCUGAAAGGUUUUCCCCCUAGUGUAUUUCCAAGUGCACUACUCUUUGUAAGUGUAGGUGUAUUCCUUCCUAGAUGCUAUGUAUCUAUAUUAUAAAAUCCUUCUCUGAUUGAUUCUCCCUUCUCUUCCUUUCAGGUUAAUGUGGUCCUACUACAGUGGGUAGCAUGGUUCCUACGUAUGAAGCGCCCAGGGGAGAAUGAUGACCCAGAGCGACCACCCUGCGCCCCCCACCUACGGCGCUGCUCCUCAAGCUCCCAGAGUGGUAGCAUCCCUAACCCUCCAGACCCCAAGCUCAACCCGCUGCACCCGCAGAACCUGGCCCCUCUCCAGGCUGGCCCCCUGCACGCAGGUCACCCCCACCUUCACGCACAGUCCAGCGCCAACAACGGAAACCUGCUCUAUAUCGGUUUCCAGAACCUGGACGACCCCCCACUGCUCCCGGAUCACAUCCAGAGUUACAGCAUUUCGGCCGGGCCUCCUCGAGUAGCAGGCAGCCCCCCUCCACCACCCCCCACCCCCAACGCGGACACCGUGGGCUGCCCUAGCACCAUUUCCAGUGGCGGGGGCUUUGGAAUGGGGGGUGGAGGACAGUACUCAGGGGGUAUAGGCGAUCCCCAGCUCCAGGCUAUUCUGGAGGAGGUGCGUUACAUGGCGGACCGCUUCCGUGAGCAGGAUGAGACAGAGAGCGUGGCCGACCAGUGGAAGUUUGCGGCAGCAGUCAUCGACCGGCUCUGCCUGGUGGCCUUCAGUAUGUUCAACAUCAUCUGUACCAUCGCCAUCCUCAUGUCCGCUCCCAACUUUGUCGAGGCCGCCUCCAAGGACUUCUUCUGA